Messenger RNA from Capsicum annuum, 1519 nucleotides. RefSeq names its product protein PARTING DANCERS homolog. Lineage: Eukaryota; Viridiplantae; Streptophyta; Magnoliopsida; Solanales; Solanaceae. Gene Ontology annotation, biological process: resolution of meiotic recombination intermediates. The transcript has 8 exons. The coding region runs from base 7 to 735 and encodes 242 amino acids. The record is from RefSeq and is a predicted model, not a curated record.
GCAGUGAUGAGUCGAGGAUUCAAAAAUUCGGCGCCAUUUUCAAAUACAAAUUCAUGUAGCAGUGGGGUUUGUAUGAUGAGUAGCACAUGGAGGGAUGAACAGCAUCCAUCCUUUCUCAAUUUCAUCUCUUGCUUUCUCAAAGAAAACUCCUUCCGUUCAAAUAUUGUGCCAAUUGCACCGGAUUUUAUCUUUAACUGUGGCGGUUUGUCGGUUGCUUUCAUGUUUGUGACCAAUUGGGGUGGCAUCGACACAGCAUCUUUCUUUAGAAAAGUACAGAAAUUGAAGGAGCAGUUUGCAAACUUCUACGUUGUUAUCACCCUUCCUACAAAGGAACAGAAUGAUUCUUUGAUAUAUUCCUAUAUCAAGUACGGAAUGCAACUUGGAAGGCCAACAUUUGUUCCUGUGCGAGACUUGGGGAUGGGCUUCGAAAAAAUCGUGAAGAUAGCACAUGCUCGUGGGGCGUGCAAACGCCAGGAUGCAUUGGCAAAAAUAAAAGCUGAGAAGGAAAAAUCAGUACAAGCGAUGGAGAUUUACCUACAAGUAGUUACAUCAAUACCCGGGGUUGACAGCCAUGAUGCAAAUGUGCUUAAUCAAACUAUUGGUUCGAUUGAAGCAAUAGCUAAGUCAUCAAAGGAGUACAUUCUGGAAACUACUGACCUUUCACCCACAACAGCUGAGACAAUCACAAGGUUUUUCCGGGAUCCUAAGUUUUAUCUUGCUCCAAAAAUUGGUUGAGUUAUAAUUCCAGAGCAUUCAGAGCCAUGCACUCUGUGGAAGUGACUUUAGAUCUCAAGAACUACAAGUGGAAGUCGAAUAAACUAAAAUCCCCUGGAAAUGUAGCUGAACUUCUGUGGUAGUGCUUCUGUAUCUGUAGUCGUAACACGAUUAGAGGAAAUCACAAGGCUCUUCAAAAAUCUUACCUCUCUUGCUUAAGGAAAUAUGACAGCAUAUUUGUGUUACGUUGAUCUAAAUUCACUGAAAGUCCUUUUAAGGAAGAUCAGAAUUGCACCUACAUUGAUGUUUAAGUUCUUCAGUGCUGCUUGUUUCAAUUUCUGGUCCUUCAUAUGACUAAAACUCACGAAGAACCUUCUUUUCAUGGACAAUUUCAACAUCUAGUUUCCAUGAUGCUGAAUGAUCAACUAUAACGUAAAUACUACUUUACUUUUGGUUCUUUACUUUUAAUGCAGUAAAACUGUGAAAUCCGAGGUGAAUUCCAAUAUUUAUUGGAGUCUCCUUUACGAUUGGGAACGAUAUUUUAACAGUUUUAACUCAGUACAUGACUUCAUGCAUGAAAGAAAUCAAGUGUAUCUCCAUAUUUUGUUUAGACUGACCAGUAACAGAAAGCAUUUCAAAUAAAAUUACACACUUAGCUAGCCUUUGGAAAUGGUUUUAUUUCUCCAAUAUAAAUUAUUGGUUUUAUCUGGACUAUUUUUGACAAUAGGCUAAUCUAAAUAAUAUAAACAAGUACUGUGUAUCAAGCUGGCUCUCAGAGCCAAUCAUCUAAAGAGCUCCAUAAAGA